This is a messenger RNA of Topomyia yanbarensis, 1320 nucleotides long. RefSeq names its product proton-coupled amino acid transporter-like protein pathetic. The transcript is spliced from 4 exons. The coding region runs from base 1 to 1320 and encodes 439 amino acids. Gene Ontology annotation, biological process: amino acid transmembrane transport. Gene Ontology annotation, molecular function: amino acid transmembrane transporter activity. The record is from RefSeq and is a predicted model, not a curated record. Gene Ontology annotation, cellular component: vacuolar membrane. NCBI's taxonomy places the organism in Eukaryota, Metazoa, Arthropoda, Insecta, Diptera, Culicidae.
AUGUCUGAGGGUGCCACCGAAGCGACUGUAUCCUAUAACCCGUUCGAGAAACGGAAUCUCACGCACCCCACCACGAAUAUCGAUACUUUAAUACAUUUGAUCAAAGGUUCUCUCGGAUCAGGAAUUCUGGCAAUGCCAUUGGCAUUCAAGAACGCUGGUUUAUGGUUCGGCCUCGGAGCAACCAUUACUAUUGGUCUCAUCUGUACGUACUGUAUUCAUAUUCUAGUGAAGUGUGCCCAUCUGCUGUGUCAAAGAGAGCAGAUACCCUCGUUGUGUUACUCCGACGUAGCUGAAACGGCUUUUCUAGCAGGACCCGAUAAAGUUAAAAAGUACUCGUGGUGGGCGAGAUUUAGCAUCGAUCUGUUCCUGGUAGUGGAUCUUAUAGGCUGUUGCUGCAUUUAUCUUGUGUUUGUUGCAACCAACGUGAAGCAGGUCGUGGAUCACUACACCAAUAGCGACUAUAAUGUUCGGUUCUACAUUUUGUGCACGUUGGCCCCACUGAUAUGCAUCAAUUUAAUCAGAAAACUCAAAUAUCUUACACCAUUUUCGUUAAUUGCGAACCUUCUAAUGGGAACGGGUGUCGGCAUCACCUUAUACUACGCUACACAUGAUAUGCCAUCAGUUUCGGACCGACCAGCAAUUGCUGAGCUGAACCGUAUGCCUAUGUUCUUCGGAACAGUCAUUUUCGCUCUGGAAUGCAUCGGCGUCGUCAUGUCACUGGAGAACAAUAUGAAAACUCCGCAGAACUUCAUCGGUUGUCCCGGAGUACUAAACUUUGGAAUGGCCACUGUGGUAGUGCUGUACACCAGCGUUGGAUUCCUCGGUUAUCUCAAGUAUGGAGAUGAAACGAAGGGUAGCAUCACGCUAAACUUACCGGUGGAAGAUUUUUUGGCCCAAGCAGUUAAGAUUAUGAUUGCUGUGGCUAUCUUUUUCACAUACUCACUGCAGUUUUACGUGCCAAUGGAAAUCAUCUGGAAGAGGACUCAGCACAACUUUAAUGAACCUAGAGAUUUUGCUGAAUAUGCAAUCCGGAUUGGACUUGUGAUACUUACCGUAGCAAUCGCCGUCGCGCUUCCCAAUAUAGGCCCGUUCGUAACCCUGAUUGGAGCGGUGUGUCUCAGUACGUUGGGUCUGAUGUUUCCUGCAAUCAUCGAACUGGUUACCUACUAUGACGUACCAGGAUACGGAUGCUGUUACUGGGUUCUGUGGAAAAACAUUGCGCUUAUUCUGUUCGGUGUGAUUGGUUUCCUUACCGGAACAUACGUCAGUAUUGUUGAAUUUACCGAGAAUUUGGAAGAAGAUUUAAAAUCACUCAUUUAA